Leptonychotes weddellii (Weddell seal) is the source of this 822-nucleotide messenger RNA. NCBI's taxonomy places the organism in Eukaryota, Metazoa, Chordata, Mammalia, Carnivora, Phocidae. The record is from RefSeq and is a predicted model, not a curated record.
AUGGAGAUUUGCAUGCAGGAAGUUUCAGUCGCUCUGGGAUCAUGGCAGUCCCUGGCCCCCUCUGUAGUAGUUGUUGACCCGUCCUUCAGGAACUUCGAUGUUGCCCACAUCAGCACUGCUGCCACCAGAGACUUCUCUGAUGCCAGAGACUUCUGUUUGUUUGAAUGCUCCCGUCACCAGGCCUGCCUCGUCACCACUCUGCAGACCCGACCUGGUGCUGUGAGGUGUGUAUUCUAUGCUGAUGCCCAGAUCUGCACACACAGCCUGCAGGCCCAGAACUGCCGACUUCUGCUCCGUGAGGAGGCCACCCACAUCUACCGGAAGCUGAACAUCCCUCUGCUCAGCUUUGGGACACCAGCACCUUCUGUGACCAUUGCCCCCCACGGCCGGCUGCUGGGCAGGUCCCAGGCCAUCCAGGUGGGCACUUCGUGGAAGCAAGUGGAUCAGUUCCUGGGAGUUCCGUAUGCCGCCCCGCCCCUGGCAGAGAGCCGCUUCCAGGCACCCGAGCCCUUGAACUGGACAGGGUCCUGGGACGCCACCAAGCCACGGGCCAGCUGCUGGCAGCCAGGCACCACGGCGCCCGUGUCUCCCGGAGUCAGCGAAGACUGCUUGUAUCUUAACAUGUUUGUGCCUCAGAACGUGGCCCCCAACGCGUCUGUGCUGGUGUUCUUCCACAACACCAUGGAGGGGAGGGGGACUGACGGACAGCUGGCCAUUGACGGCUCCUUCCUGGCUGCUAUUGGCAACCUCAUUGUGGUCACUGCUGGCUACCGAGUGGGUGUCUUCGGCUUUCUGAGUUCUGCUCUCCUCCAGCCCAGCUGA